Molecule: messenger RNA, 5558 nt
Organism: Onychomys torridus (southern grasshopper mouse)
Lineage: Eukaryota; Metazoa; Chordata; Mammalia; Rodentia; Cricetidae
Gene: Pom121c
Product: POM121 transmembrane nucleoporin C
Exons: 13
Coding region: 75-3677 (1200 amino acids)
Biological process (GO): protein import into nucleus; RNA export from nucleus
Cellular component (GO): nuclear pore
Molecular function (GO): structural constituent of nuclear pore
Source: RefSeq, a predicted model, not a curated record
CAGUGACGUCAGCGGCGGCGCGCGGCGCGGUGUACCCUGGGAUAUUUAAGUCCGCUCCGCGGCGCGGAGCCGCGAUGUCUCCGGCGGCUGCGGCGGCUGGCGGAGUCGAGCGGCGGCGGCCCCCGUUGGGUGUACGGGAGGGCCGGGGUCGGGCCCGCGGCUGCGGAGGGCCGGCGGGUGCCGCGGCACUCGGCCUAGCGCUCCUCGGCCUCGCGCUCUACCUGGUGCCCGCGGCGGCCGCGCUGGCCUGGCUGGCCGUGGGGGCGAGCGCGGCCUGGUGGGGCCUGAGUCGCGAACCCCGCGGCCCGCGGGGCCUGUCGUCGUUCGUGCGUGACUCGCGCCGUCCCCCGCGGCCCGCGCUCACCGCUUCGCCGCCGCCGGCCAAGUCAGCGGUCAACGGCAGCCUCUGUGAGCCCCGCAGCCCGCUUGGAGGCCCGGACCCCGCUGAGCUCCUCCUCAUGGGCAGCUACCUGGGCAAGCCCGGCCCGCCCCAGCCUGCCCUAGCGCAGGACCCCAGGGACAGGCCGGGCCGCCGCCCACCCUCGUGCUCCCCGCCGCCCGCGUCGGCGGCCCAACGAGUCCACCACGUCUACCCCGCGCUCCCCACCCCGCUUUUACGACCCUCCCGGAGGCCGCCCCAUCGAGAUUGUGGGUCUUUAUCCAGUCGGUUCGUUAUAACACCCCGAAGACGAUAUCCCAUUCAGCAGGCCCAGUAUUCCUUGCUUGGGGCACUGCCAACAGUUUGCUGGAAUGGUGGCCAUAAGAAGGCUGUGCUGUCUGCACGGAACUCAAGGAUGGUGUGUAGCCCGGUGACAGUGAGGAUUGCCCCUCCAGACAGCAAGUUACUCCGCUCACCAAUGCCAGAGCAGAUGCUCAACACAACCCUGUCUUCACCAUCGAGUAAUGCCCCGGACCCUUGUGCGAAGGAGACUGUGCUGAGCGCCCUCAAAGAGAAGAAGAAAAGGACAGUGGAGGAGGAAGACCAUCUACCCCUCGAUGGCCAGGAAACCAAGAGAAGGCGCCACGAUAGCAGUGGGAGUGGGCAUUCAGCAUUCGAGCCCCUUGUGGCCAACGGAGUCCCUGCUGCAUUUGUGCCUAAGCCUGGCUCCCUGAAGAGAAGUCUGGCUUCCCAGAGUUCAGAUGACCACUUGAACAAACGGUCUCGUACCUCCUCUGUGAGCUCCCUGACCAGUACAUGCACAGGAGGCAUACCCAGCUCCAGCCGCAAUGCCAUCACCAGCUCUUACAGCUCCACCCGUGGCCUCUCACAGCUGUGGAAGAGGAGUGGCCCCACCUCAUCCCCCUUCUCCAGCCCAGCUCCCUCCCGCUCCCAGACUCCAGAGAGGCCAGCCAAGAAAACAAGAGAGGAGGAGCCGUGCCGCCAUUCCAGUUCUUCAGCUCCCUUGGUAGCAGACAAGGAGUCCCCAGGAGAAAAGGUUACAGAUGCAGCCACUGGGAAGCAGCAGAACUCUUGGACUUCCCCACCCACGCCUGGCAACUCUGGGCAACGCAAACGCAAGGUGCAGUUGCUGCCCUCCCGGCGAGGGGACCAGCUCACCCUGCCUCCCCCGCCUGAGCUUGGCUAUUCCAUCACUGCCGAAGACCUGGACAUGGAGAGGAGAGCCUCGCUGCAGUGGUUUAACAAGGUCUUGGAGGACAAGAUGGAUGAUGCGUCCACCUCGGCCAGUGAACCCCCACCUGCUGCCAAUCCUCCUUUCUCAUUUACCCCGCCUGCUGUGGCUCCUGCUGCCUCCCCAGCCUCCCUCCCAGCCCCUAGCUCUAACCCACUGUUGGAGAGCUUGAAGAAGAUGCAGGAGUCUCCAACCCCACCACCCUCAGAACCUGCUGUGGCAGCAACUGCUGCAGCCCCUUCGCCUCCGAAGACACCCAGCCUCCUGACCCCUCUUGUCUCACCACUGACAGGGCCGCUGGCCAGCACCUCCUCAGACUCCAAACCGACAGCCGCCUUCCUGGGCCUGGCCCCUUCUGCAUCUGCAGCACCACUCACAGAUACCAAGUCCCCUGGAGUCCCUCAGCCUGAGCAGCCUGUCAGCACCCCAGCCUCCUCGGCUCCCUCCUCCUCCCCAAAGCCCAGCAUGCUGUUCGGGAUGCUGAGCCCACCCACCACUUCCUCCAUUGCCACACCUGGCCCAGCCUGUGCUUCUCCCAUGUUUAAGCCCAUUUUCAUGGCCACCCCUAAAAGUGAGAGUGAGAGUCCCCUGCCAUCCAGCUCCUCAGCCACCACCACUACUUCAUCCAGCACCACCCUCGCCUCGACAGCCAGUACCACAGCUCCCACUUUCAAGCCCAUUUUUGACAGUGUGGAGCCAUUUACAGCCAUGCCCCUGUCCACCCCCUUCUCCCUGAAGCAGACAGCUGCUGCAGCCACCACUACAGCCACCCCACCCCCUCUCUUCACUGGCCUGGGCACUGCCACCUCCACAGCGGCCUCUGGCACCACAGCUUCUGCCUCGAAGCUUGUGUUUGGCUUUGGAGUGACCACUGUGGCCAGCAGUACCGGCAGUACCGUGACGUCCACCUCGCAGACACUUCUUUUCGGGGGAGCGCCCCCCGUCACUGCUGCCAGUUCUGCCCCGACCCUGUCCUCCAUCUUCCAGUUUGGCAAGCCCCCUGCCGCAGCAGCGUCUGCAGCAGGCACCUCCUUCAGCCAGCCCCUUGCUAGCUCUGCCCAGACGGUGGCCAGCAGCAGCAGCAGUGGCAGCACUGGUGGCUUCGGUAGCUUUGGCAGCACCCUCACCACCUCCACCUCAGUCCCUGCCACCAGCAGCCAGCCCACACUGACCUUCAGCAGCACCCCCACCUUCAACAUUCCCUUUAGCUCUGGUGCCAAGCCUGCGCUGCCAGCCUACCCUGGAGCCACCCCACAGCCCACGUUUGGAGCCACCGAGGGGGCCAGCAAGCCAGCACUUGCCCCAAGUUUUGGCAGCUCUUUCACUUUUGGCAACUCCGUGGCCUCGGCCCCAUCGGCAGCCCCGGCACCGGCCACCUUUGGCGGCGCUGCACAACCGGCUUUCGGCGGAUUGAAAGCCUCAGCCUCCACCUUUGGCACCCCUGCCAGCACGCAGCCAGCUUUCGGGAACACUACGUCGGUGUUCUCCUUUGGUUCAGCCACCACAUCUGGCUUUGGUGCCACCACGCAGACCACCACCAGUGGGAGCAGCAGCUCUUUAUUUGGCAGCUCUGCUCCAUCCCCGUUCACAUUCGGUGGCUCGGCAGCUCCGUCUGGCAGUGGAGGCUUUGGGCUUGGGGCUACUCCAGGCACCAGCUCCACCUCUGGAACUUUCAGCUUUGGAUCUGCACAGAGCGGGACCACAGGCACCACCACCUCUUUUGGGGGAGGCCUGAGUCAGAACACCCUAGGCACACCCAGCCAGAGCUCACCCUUCACCUUCAAUGCGGGCAGUGCGCCUGAAAGCAAGCCUGUGUUUGGAGGCACAGCCACACCCACCUUUGGACAGAGUGCCCCUGCCCCUGGCGUAGGCACCGCAGGCAGCAGCAGCCUCUCUUUUGGGGCCUCCUCAACACCUGCCCAAGGCUUUGUUGGAGUUGGAGCUUUCGGAUCAGCGGCCCCUUCCUUUUCCAUUGGCGCGGGAUCCAAGACCCCGGGGGCUCGACAGCGACUCCAGGCCCGAAGACAGCAUACCCGAAAGAAGUAGCCUGCUUCCUGUUUCCACCCCCACCCUUCCCCAGAUCUGGACCUCAGCACUGCUAGGAAGAGCCUCUGACCCUUGGCAUUCCAUAGCAAACCCAGCCCGUCACCAGGGCAGAAGCGGCAGCCUGGCCCUUUCUGUUCUAGAGAAAGUGGGUGCCCCAGGGAGGGGCAGAAGCCCGAUACUUUACUUGAACAGUCACUGGUGAGGCUGGAGAACUGGAGAAACAUCUGUACAUACUGUCCUUGCUGCCCCAGCGCUUGUUUAGUGUGUAGCCUAGGCGGCCUCCCCCUUUCCUGGAGCACCAUAUCUGCUAGAGGGUGCAUGGGACCCACUGGGACCCCGGUACACAUUGGGUGGAUUGGGGGAACGGAAUGUCCCCGAGCUUUGCCUGCUUGGCUUGGCUGUAAGAAGUGGUCUCUUCCUCUGGUCCCUUCAGGGUCUCUCCUCAUUUCUUGCUGCUUUGCCCUUCCCCAGUCCUCUGCAAUUCAGUCCUCUGAAAUGGCAGUGACUCUUGCUUUGCCUUGGAGACCCCAGUGGGCACUGCUCGCCUCUUCUGCCAAGUCUGCUUCAUCUCCAGCCCUCUGCCAGUCCAGCCUCCAAAAGGUUGGUGGCUCAAGACAGCCUGGCAGAGCCAGGGGAGAAGUCUGCUCCAGAAGUCUUGGGGCAGGCAGACUGCCCACCACUGCUUCCAGUUGCCUCUUCACCUGCCCGCCACCCCCCGGGCCACUUUGCCUCUUCGGGAUUGUAUUUUCCAAGCCUUGUACUGUGUUUGUCUGAUGUUAAUGUGUGUUGCUCCUUGAAUCGAGUUUGGAGGAAGAAUUGAAUUGUAUGUGUGGCGGCAUGUUGGUAAUGCCGGACUUAAUGUCGCCUGGGCCCUCCUGGGCCUAGCUAAUUGAAUGCUGAAAGUGGCACCGCGUGACAGCCCCAGCGCUGACUCCUGAAUUCUCAAUAGUGUUCUGACUUAAGGGCUGGCAGCCCAGGGGAUGGAGCCUGUGGGAGCAGACUUCCUUCCGUAUCCUUCCCGACAGCACACCCCAGGCAAGGGCGACCUCUGCCUGCGUUUGGAGUUGUAGAUUAAUGGACUACACCUUAGUUGUUGUUUUCCCAAAAGGUCCUUCCAGCCUGUCUCUUUCCUUCCAAAAACCAAACCCUUAGGCCCCAGAGCCUGGCUGCCAUGCCCAUCCUCUUUGGGAGAAGUAUGAAUGCGUGUGUCUAAAUUAAAAGAAAAAAAUAUUUAAACGUUUUUUAACAAAAUAAAAAUUUAUUUUUAUAUUUAAGCUAAAUUGCCUUUUAAAUUCCUUCAAGCUUGGUUCACUGAGGUGGUUAAGUAUAAAUGCUAUUGAAUAGUAGGAAUUAGCCGUAUAGUUAGGCCUGUGUGAAGGAGGGGCUCAUGGCUGUCCCCGGCAGCUCUCCUAAGGGGGCAAAGCUCCUUCUGGACAUGUCGUAUAAGUGUAAUUCUUACUUUAUAAACAAUGUGAUGUAGCUGUAACUGGUUCCUUCCCUUUGUGACUGGCAGGGGUUAGGCUGGGUUGUGUGGAGCUGGGGGAAGAGCCGGACCUCAAGUCCCAAAUGCCUGUGAGGACGGGUGGGGUCUGCACAGGAAGCCUCUACCUGUGCCUCAGGUAAGGAAGGGGCCUCCCUGUAAUUCAGUCUGAGCUAAUUACCUCAGCUCCACAGCAGGCCUGCAUCCAGGGCCCCUGAAGAGGCGUCCUGGCAUAGCCUCGGUGUGUGAGCACAUUUGUCCGUGCUCAUGCUGGACAGGGACAGGGAGGCUGGGGCUUCCUACCAGGACUGAGUUCCUGUGAGUGUAGCUGAGAUUUUUAGUAUGAAUGUGAGAUUGUUCUUGCUUAUGUCAUUAAAAAUAAAACUGUGAUCUGUCAUUGA